Molecule: messenger RNA, 225 nt
Organism: Sphenostylis stenocarpa
Lineage: Eukaryota; Viridiplantae; Streptophyta; Magnoliopsida; Fabales; Fabaceae
Source: the annotation of a GenBank genome assembly
AUGGUUCCCUGUAACAUCAGCCUUGAUCCAACACCACUUCCACUUCUAGCAUCACCACUUGAACCACCUUUAGUAGCAUCAAAGAUGAUGAAGUGGGCCUUGUCAUGGGUGACUGUGCUGGCAACAAUGACCCAAAACUUGUUAAUAUCUGGUGACCACAAAGCCAAUGUUGCAAUGGCAGGCAAUGACGAUGAAGGUGUUGUGAUGGCUGCAAAUGGCGAUUGA